AUGUGCCAUAAGCGAAGAAGUGACAUCGAAGACAACGCAAUGGAGGACUCCGACAGCGACUCCGAUGUUAGCAUGACAGACUCCGACAGCUCAGAAAACGAAAUAACCGUCGACCAGAAUGAAACCAUAGAAUCAGAUGCUGAAGAAGAGAAAAUUGAGGAUGAGGAAGAGGACGAAGUGAUUAAAGCCAUAAGGAAAAAUGCAGAAAACAAACGUGAUCAUCCGCCACCGAUUAUUAGUGAGGAUUUCAUCACGGACAUUUCUUUUCACCCCUGUGAAGACAUUAUUGCUGUUGCUAGUGUUGUGGGUGAUGUCACUCUGUACAAGUACACAAAUGAAGAGAACACUCUUUUGGACACACAUGAAUUGCACUCAAAAUCAUGUAGAGAUGUGGAGUUCAGUUUUGAUGGCAAAAUUAUGUUCUCAGCUUCAAAGGAUAAGUGUAUAAUGCUCACAGAUGUGGCCACGGGGAAGUUGAAUAGGUUCUAUGAAAAUUCACAUGAUGUUCCUGUAUAUUGUUUGACUGUGUUGGAUGAAAAUUUAUUUGCUACAGGGGAUGAUGAUGGGAUGGUAAAACUGUGGGAUUUAAGAGAUAGAUCUGACAAACAAAUAUAUAGGAUUAAAAGAAAUGAAGAUUAUAUCAGUGAUAUAGUCACAAAUGAAGAUAAAAAGUACAUGUUAAUAUCCAGUGGUGAUGGUUCUCUCACAACUGUUGACUUACAGAACAGAAAAUUCCAUAUGCAGUCAGAAGAAUAUGAAGAGGAGUUGACCUGUUUGGGUAUAUUUAGAGGAGAAACAAAAUUGCUGUCUGGUACUUCCAAGGGUAAGCUUUUGCUCUUUAACUGGAAUGAAUUUGGCCUACACAGUGAUAUUUUCCCUGGACCUAAAACAUCAAUCAAUUCCUUAAUUCCAAUCACUGAAAAUAUUGUUGUGACUGCUUGUGAAGAUGGAAAUUUAAGGGCUACUCACUUGUUCCCUCACAGGCACUUGGGAAUUGUUGGACAGCAUGAUUUGUCUGUUGAAAACCUUGACAUUUGUAAUAAUGGAAGGUUUAUUGCUUCCAGUAGUCACAACAAUGACAUAAAGUUUUGGAACAUUCAGUAUUUUGAAGACUUUGAAAAGGUUUCUCACAAACAUAAAAAACAUGAGAAAAAGAAGGAACUGGAGCACAACUUACCCUCAUCAAAGGUAAAGAAUGCCUCAGAUUUCUUCAGUGGUUUAUGUUAACUGUAAGGUUCAUGAACAAGAUUGUACAAAUAAAUAAAUAAUUUUAAUUUAUUAAGAAACAA
Messenger RNA from Aethina tumida (small hive beetle), 1289 nucleotides. Its product is annotated as WD repeat-containing protein 55 homolog. The coding region runs from base 1 to 1227 and encodes 408 amino acids. Gene Ontology annotation, molecular function: protein binding. The record is from RefSeq and is a predicted model, not a curated record. The transcript is spliced from 2 exons. Lineage: Eukaryota; Metazoa; Arthropoda; Insecta; Coleoptera; Nitidulidae.